Elephantulus edwardii (Cape elephant shrew) is the source of this 1866-nucleotide messenger RNA. It is a transcript of the gene ZNF185, whose product is annotated as zinc finger protein 185 (LIM domain). Bases 1 to 1866 code for a protein of 621 amino acids. The transcript is spliced from 18 exons. The record is from RefSeq and is a predicted model, not a curated record. NCBI's taxonomy places the organism in Eukaryota, Metazoa, Chordata, Mammalia, Macroscelidea, Macroscelididae.
AUGAGCAACCCCAGAGGAAAGGCCCUGCCCUCUGGGGAGGAGGAGCGAGACAAUGUCCUCAGGCAGAUGAAGGUGCGGACCACACUGAAGGGGGACAAGAGCUGGAUCAUCAAGCAGGACGAGUCAGAGGGGCGGACCAUAGAACUACCCUCUGGCCGGAGCAGGGCCACCUCCUUUUCAUGCCCUGGGGAAGUCCAGAAGACCAGGCCUCUGACCACUCGGGCCUCCACCGGCUACAUCAUCAGGGGUGUCUUCACCAAGCCGGUCGACAGCUCAUCCCAGUCCCAGCCACUUUUCCCCAAGGCAAAUGGGACACCUAAAAGCCCUUCCAGUCCCCUGGGCGUGGCCAGCACCGGGCCUCCCCGGGCCUCAUCCUCAAGCUACAAGCUGACCACUGAGGACUACAAGAAGCUGGCACCCUACAAUAUCAGACGGAGCUCAGCAGGUGCAGCUGAGGGCGACGAGACUCCCUUCUCAUCUGAUGAGCAGAAAAGGAGGUCCGAGGCCGCAAGCAAUGUGCUCAGGAGGACAGCUUCCCGAGAGCACUCCUAUGUCCUGUCGGCAGCUAAAAAGACUGCAAGCCCUAACCCAGAGCCACAGGCCCCAUUCAUCGCCAAGAGGGUGGACAUUGUGGAGGAAGGUGAGAAGGGCCAGAGCCCGCCCACUCUGGCCGGAGCCACUUCUGGCUUGAACAGAUCUCCCCCAGGUCACAGCAACAAGGUCCUCAGCCCUGAUGAGUGCAAACAGGACGUGGCAAGUGACCCAGACCCUGAAAGGCUGUUGCCAGCUGCUCCCUUCACCCCUCUGCUGGACAACCAGUGUGUGCACAGGGCCAGCUCUCCGAAUCACACCCUUGGACUCACGGCCACCAGACUCGCCCGAACGCUGUGCGCCUGCGCGCGCCGCAUGGCUUCCGCCCGCCGUGGCCGUCGUGUGCGCGCCUGCGCGCAUCGCCAUUUCCGCAGCCGCAGGCUGGGCGCGGUGGUCGCCGGGAAACGUGAUGGUCAGUGCGGUGAAAUGGCCGUCCUCGGCCGCUACGGUCUUGGCGGCCCUUGUCCUGCAGUCGCGUCCCCGCUCGCUGGUCGCCAGAUGGCGCGCCAGGAUCACAAAUACACCUUUUUGGGAUACGGAGACCAAAAAGUGGCCCCCAAGGCUGGAGAGACACAGCAGGAGCAGCCCACAGCCCCAACAGAGGGCCAAGGAGACCACCCGGCUGCCUCCAGCGUGCAGCCUGAUGAGGCCUGCAGCCCAAAGGAGCCAAGCAGUCCCCAAGGACCCAGAGCACUUCUGGAACUGGAGGGUCCCUCCAGCAGUCCACCAGGUUGCCUGCCGGAGAAGCCCCUUAGCAGGCACCUGGACCUCAGAGCUUACAGGAUUCUGACCCCCGAGCUUGUGAGAAACCUAGGGGCCCCCAUCUCCCUCCAGACCGGAUCACCAUCCGUCCUUCGGAUGCUGAGCAGGUUGCAGUACAGUGGAAGUACUUACCCCGGAUCUGACGACCAGAAGGUGGCACUCAAGGCCAGAGCGUGGCAAGAGUGGCCGGCAUUCCCCACAGGGAGCCAAAGGGACCGCUCAGCUGCCCCCAGCCCACCUCCAGAGGGUGUCGGGCCCCGAGGUCCUCAGGCUCCUGAGCUGCCCAGGGACCUGGACGGCCACUCCAGCAGAAACACUGGCAGACUCUGUACGUACUGCACCCAUGAGAUUCAAGACUGCCCCAAGAUCACCCUGCAACACCUUGGCAUCUGCUGCCAUGAAUACUGCUUUAAGUGUGGGGUUUGCAGUAAGCCCAUGGGUGACCUCCUGGACCAGAUCUUCAUCCACCGCGACACUGUCCACUGUGCGAGAUGCUACGAGAAGCUUUUCUAG